This is a messenger RNA of Papilio xuthus (Asian swallowtail), 1035 nucleotides long. RefSeq names its product myopalladin. The transcript has 4 exons. The record is from RefSeq and is a predicted model, not a curated record. The coding region runs from base 483 to 962 and encodes 159 amino acids. NCBI's taxonomy places the organism in Eukaryota, Metazoa, Arthropoda, Insecta, Lepidoptera, Papilionidae.
AAUUAUUACUGCUGUCACUUACUGCUUACACGUAAUUACGAUAAAAAUAAUUUGAAGGUACGCUUUUUUACUAAAUCCAUCUCGUAGUACUACAGCGUAGAUUUUUACACGAACAUAGAUUAUAUUAUUUGUAUAAGUAAUGCAAUAUGUUCGCGGUGAUUUUAAAAGCAUCACACUAAUAUCCAUCGAAGUUUCCCGAAAGUGACUUUAUUUCGUUGAGAGAAUUCUCUCACGUAUUGAAUAUUCUAGAAGAACAACAGCGAAACUCUAUCACGUAUGGCUACGAGCGAUUGCUCAAAUUGGCGGCAAUCGAGGCCCCGCCCAAAUCGCGAAGCAAAUUGCGGACAAGGGGGCGACAGGGUCCCUGGCUGUUCCAACAUUAAUCAAUUUAGAGUGCGCGAGGUGGCGGGUCCUGUGCACAGACGCGCCAUUCCCAUGGACGGAGGCGACUAGAGCGAUCGCUGGUGGACGCCGACAACCAAAUGCUGCGCAAGCGUUUGCUUACACUGCUGGCUAUCGCGCUGCUGCUCAGCUCUGUCGAGUCGCGGCGCGGCCGAGCGAGGAGCAGGACCAAGUCUAAGGUACAAAUCGGGCUGCCCAUUACCGGCAAAUACAGAGAUCCCGAAUCGGAUCAGUAUUACAAUAACAAUGACGGUGCCAAGAUCAUCCUGGCGUCCCAUUUUGACCUGGAGUACGUGCUGGGCCAUAAGAUUGCGUUCCUCUGCAUCGCUAAGGGCUCGCCGCGGCCACAUAUCACUUGGUUCAAAGACGGAGUUGAGAUCUUCGCACAUCACUACUUACAUAUACAUGAGUGGACGAUUGGUGAUGAUCGUGUGAAAUCAAAGAUUGAAAUCGACCCGGCGACGCAGAUGGACGCCGGCGUGUACGAGUGCACCGCAGACAACAUGUACUCUAUCGACCGGCGCUCCUUCAAGACAGACUUCUCCAUUGCCUUUGACUGACACGCGCUCAUCGCCCCACAUACUUCACUACUAUACAUACAGAUGUUUUUAUUUAUUUGAUAUGUAUAUAUUU